Molecule: messenger RNA, 2070 nt
Organism: Trypanosoma theileri
Lineage: Eukaryota; Euglenozoa; Kinetoplastea; Trypanosomatida; Trypanosomatidae
Exons: 1
Coding region: 1-2070 (689 amino acids)
Biological process (GO): regulation of transcription by RNA polymerase II
Cellular component (GO): nucleus
Molecular function (GO): cyclin-dependent protein serine/threonine kinase regulator activity
Source: RefSeq, a predicted model, not a curated record
AUGUCAUUACUUACUGGAUGGAUGGAUGAUGCCAGGCGCAGUUAUUGUGCCUAUGGUGCUGAUCUCAUUAGAACUGGUUGUCUUCUUCUUCGCACAACUCCCUCUGUGGCGUACAGAGCCGCGGUGUUAUUUCAACGCUUUCAGGCAGUGGCUGAGGAAGUGAGAAGAAAACGUGGUGAUUAUCAACAAGAGAAUGGAGUGCGAGAACCACGUGAUGGGAAUGAAAUAGCAACAACCAUGACUUCUGCUAUUACGGCAACUUCUUCUUCUUCAGAUAUGGAAUUAAAAUCAUAUAUUAUUCCGGCUCAUGUUGGUACGGAGCGACCAUCUGGAGUUUUAGUGUUAGGCGACGUAUACGCACCACUUGAUUAUUGUUUGUUUAACCUACGAAAACAUGAUGAUAUACUCUAUCUUGCCGCAGCAUGUGUUUUAAUAACAGCUAAAAUUGAAGAUCCAUCCACACAUAUUUCACAUAUUGUACGUAUAUUUAUGCGUCUUAAUCAACGUCGUCGUGGUGAACCUGUUAUUGAACUUUUACAACCUUCUCAAGAACGUUGUAAUGAUUUUAAAGAAUGUGUAUUAGAGGCUGAAGAGAUUAUAUUACCUGCACUUGGUUUUCAGACAUUUGUAGAAUGUCCUUUUAAGUAUGCUAUUAUUUUUCUUGGGAUGUUGAUUGAUGAUGAAAAUGAAAAUGAUGAUGCUUUUAUUAAUAAGGAAUUUGGUACGGCAAGUGGUAAACUCACCUCUGUAAAUGGAGUCUUUGCAAAUAUAGCAUUGAAAAAAUGGUUAGCCGAUGCUGUUUGUUGGUUAAAUGAUAUACCUAGAUCUGUUGAUUUGUAUACAGAAGAAGCACAUGUGCUGGCUUUAUGUGCACUCUUCUCCACACGACCUGCUAACAUUAAUGGACUUCCAGAAGAAUGGAUAAUGGCCUUCGGUGUAGACAAGGCAAAGUUAAAUGCAGUUCUUCGUAUUCACCGUAAAUAUCUUGAAGAAGCCUUAAGCUCUGAAAAUGAAAAUAUUAAUCUUUUAAUUGCAACACGACAUUGUCAACCAUGUUAUCCUGUAGCUGCAACAAAUACAACAAACGCAACAACAACAACAACAACAACAACAACAUCGGCAAUACCCACGGUAACUGAAGUGGGUGGAAACUAUGAAACUCUAGGAAAUAUUCCUACAAAUGAGAAUCAAUCAAAUGCUGCUGUAUCUCUUCAACAGACAACUAUGGUGGAUUCAAACCCUAAUUUACCAUCUUCCAUGUCUAAUUUAGCUGCUUCAAAUCCACCACUCGCCGUUCCUCCCGUUGUGGCUUCACUUGGUCCGCUAGAGGCUUUUCAAUCAACACUCAACCUUAAUCUCCUUAUGGGUGGAAAUAUGGCUUUGCAACCCAAUAAUAAUGGUAAUACUAGUAAUAAUAAUAAUAAUAAUAAUAAUAAUAAUAAUAACAAUACUAAUACGAAUAAUAAUAGUAGUGGUAUCAAUAACAGUGUUGGUAUUGGUCUUUCUCUUCUGGGAGAUGGACAGAACACAGGUGUGUUGUCGGCAAGUAGCGCUGCACCCGUUCUUGCCGAACGCUCUAUUGAGGAAGAAUUUCAUUUUGAAGACUUGAAAGAAGUCCAGCGGCGACGGCGGCAGGAAGAGGAAGAAAGACGGGCAAAGCGAAGAAGAAGCAGCAGUAAGCACCGCCGGCGUCAUCACUCGGAUGAUCGCCGUAGACGCCGUUCAAGCAGCCGACGCAGAGAUGAUAGUCGUGGUGGAAGAAAGCGACCACACUCGCAAAGUACACACAAGAGUCACCGCAGUGAACCACCACCACCACAACAGCAACAACAACACACAAGCACGGCCUCACAGUACUCAAGAGAUGGAAGGCAACGUAAUGAUGAGAGAAAACGUAAUGAUGAUAGAAAACGUAAUGAUGAGAGACAACGUAAUGAUGAUAGAAAACGUAACGAUGAGAGACAACGUAAUGAUGAUAGACACCGUCAUGACGAUCGCCGGCGUCAUGAUGAACGGCCGCGUCAAGAUGCUCGACAGAAUAAAGGUGGUAAACAACGUCGUCAACGGUAA